Molecule: messenger RNA, 5309 nt
Organism: Podarcis lilfordi (Lilford's wall lizard)
Lineage: Eukaryota; Metazoa; Chordata; Lepidosauria; Squamata; Lacertidae
Source: the annotation of a GenBank genome assembly
AUGGCCACGACACUCUCAGCCUACCUACAGGUAAGGACGUCAAAACUGUCAAGUUGAGGCUUCCUCUGCGGGCAACACAGGCAUGAGGCCGCACCAGCUUUUUCCACACAGAAGAAUUCCGUGCAACUCCUCUAAAGUCUGCACUAGUAGUUCUGUGUACACAUUCCUAUGCCAGUGUGCACGUUCCUAUGCCAAUCUAAAUGAGUCCAUUAAAAAAGAAGAAGAAUCAGAUGUGCAGCUUCCAUCCUUUGGGAGCCAUCGAGGGCCCACUGCUUACUAAGGAACACAGAAGACAGAGCAGAUGGAAAUCUGGGAUUGAUCUGCUGAGAGCAGCAGAGUGUGCUGGUCCGGGGGGGGGGGGUUACCGUGCGGCGUGGUCUAAGUCCGGUCCUAGGUCGAGGGUAAGGAGGCUGUCCGUCGGGGUGAAGCGAGGUCCAAAGCGAGGAGUCGGGCAUGGUCAGGAACUCAGGAGAGCAGGUCAGGGUGCCAGCAGGAACAGGUUACCAGCGAUGUUGCUCCUGCAACCUGGGACUGGGCUGACUGGCCUUUAUCUCCUCUGAGGCCUAGGGCGGUCCCGGCCCACAGGUGAUUCACCUCUCCUGGCCUUAAGGCAAGCACUCCUCCUGAGAGAACUUAGUUCCCUCCGCCUCUCUGCCCUGAGCCUCUGCAGCUCAGGAGAGGCUGGAGGGUUACUGGACCCAGAGGCAACCUCACCUUCCCCUGACAGGGCUGGGAGAGGAGCACCUGCAGGCAAUGGGUCCUCAAUCACCUCCGGAGCCAGAGUGGAUUCAUCUGGUGUCUGCUCCUGAGGAUCUGGCACAGGUGCGGGCCCUUCAGAUUCAAGCCCCUGCCCCAGCUCAGCUGGCCCUGGAGGCGGGGACUCCUGUGCAGGCUGGGAUUCCUCGGGUUCAGCCUCUGAAUCAGAUUCCCAGGCCAUCACACAGAGGCUGGUCUAUUGGGGCAAUGGGGCACUGCCCCACCUACCUCAGUCUGUCCUCAGUCAAUCCCUACUCUCCUGUCUUCUUGCUUACAACCAGCCCAGGAGAUGGCUCUGGCUGUCAGCUCCAACCCCCUCCUCAGUCUCUGUUUUGCCCUGGUAGAACUCAGCAGGGAAGACUAUGGGGAACUAGUUGGCUCUGCCUGCCAUUAGUUGUGGCUCCCCCUACUGUUGGGCUCCCUGCCUUCUGACUUACCAGUCCCAGUGGGCACAAGUCACCACUGGCUGAGAGGUUUUUUAAAAGAGCCAAAUGCAUUUUUGGGCCCUCUGGUUAACCUGUCCCAUGUGCCAUUUUUUCUGAUCUAAAUCCCCCCCCCCCCCACUGCUGCAAUUUGCCUAAUGAAGAAGGUUGGUUGGUUUUCCCUCAACGAAUGGUCAAAAAAAUAACAUUUGGAAGUUUCUCCCAGUUUGUUUUUAGCAGACCACAGCAUCACAGCAGGAUCUCUUCUCUGUUGCCGACACAGUCUCCAAUUCUUUCAGGCUGGCUCCUAAAUUCUGCGCCCUCCCCCAGGCACAAGGCAAUAGCUCUCCAUCUAGAGGUUAGGAAAGGCUUUCUGAGGAUAUCAUAGGCACACAGAGACUGAGCAAAUAAAUGAAAAAGAUGUCCAAGCCAACUUCAUUUGCUCCAGGCUUCAUCACAGAACAGCAGCGUGAGUCCAGACCACCCACCCAACCCCAAUCUGAGUCCUCAUUGAGUCCCACAAAAUUGUAGUCUUUUCUCUUAAAAGGUAGGAAGGGAAUGUCUCAUGUAUUGGUUAGUGUGUGGUGGAUUUUAAUCAGUGAGACCUCGAUUCAAAUCCUUGCUCCACUAUGGUGGCCUUGAUCUGCUUCCUCUCUCCCUGCCUAGCUGUGAUGGCCUGGGAAUCCGAUUCAGAGGCUGAACCGGAGGAAUCCCAGCCUGCACAGGAGUCCCCGCCUCCAGGGCCGGCUGAACUGGGGCAGGGCCUUGAUUCUGAAGUGCCUGCACCUGUGCCGGAUCCUCAGGAGCAGGCACCAGAAGGAGCAGGCACCAGGUGAAUCCACUCUGGCUCCGGAGGUGGUUGAGGACUCAGUGCCUGCAGGUGAGUCUCCCCCUGGGUCCAGUAACCCUUCAGCCUCUCCUGAACUGCAGAGGCUCAGGGCAGAGAGGCGAAGGGAACUGGUUUCUCCCAGGAGGAGUGCUCGCCUUAAGGCCAGGAGAGGCGGGUCUCCUGGGGGCCGGGACCGCCCCUGGCCUCAGAGAAGAUAAAGGCCAGUCAGCCCGGUCCCAGGUUGCGGGAGCAAUGUCGUUGAAGAGCUGUUUCGGCCAGCAUCCAGUCCUGUUCCCCCAGAGUUCCUGUCCUUGCCCGGCUUCUCGCUGUGGACCCUGCUUUGCCCGAGGAGGACUGUCUGGCGACCCUCAACUCAGGUCCUGGACCUCGCCCCACGGUAACCUCCCCCCUGGACCAGCACACUAGCUCACCUCACAGGGUUGUCGCAAAGGUUAAAAAAAAGAUGGCCUGAGUUCAUUGGAUGGAGGAAUGCAAAAUCAAAUGUUUCUUAGCAUCGCUUGAGCCAGACUACAUAAAUAUUUUUGGCAUCCUUCCGUUGCAAGCAGGUGUGAAUUCCAGGUGUGUGAAAGAUGACUUGUGUGACAAUGCAGCUUAGGCACUGAAUUUAAUUAUUGUAAUGACUAGUUUGCACAUAUGCAGAAUGAACAGUGCUCCGUUGACUGUGGACACUUGGAGAACAGCAGCUGAAUAUAUGGACUGACUCUACUGAGAAGCACUUGGGGAUGGGCUAUAACUUGGUGGUGGGGUACAUUUUUCUCAUGCAGAAGGUUCCCAUGUUCAGUUCUAGCCUCCACCUGAAGCAUCUCAAGUAGCAACCUUGGGGAAAGAAAGCCCCCUUCUCCAAGACCCUGGUAUGCUACUUCUAGUCAGAGGAGACCAGAAUGAGGCCAGUGGACCAAUGGUCUGCUGUGAUGAGCAGGGUCUGCAUGAGAAACAUCAGAAGCAAUGGAUUCAAAUUACAAGAAAGGCGAGUCCAACUAACCUCAGGAGGAACUUUCCGACACUAAGAGCUGUUCAACGGUGGAGGAGAUUUCCUCUGAAGGUGGUGGGGUCUCCUUCACUGGAGGUUUUUCAAGCAGAGGUUGGGUGGCCAUCUGUCAGGGAUGCUUCAGUUGAGAUUCCUGCACUGCAGGAGUGCAAACUUGCUAUGAAGGACGCGUGAAAUCCUUUAUAAACCACUUUCCACACACUUCUUGGUCCAACAACUAGUGAGCGAUAGGGUGGUCAGGGGAAGUAAGCGCCUCCUGUGCUCUGCUGAAUUAAAAAGUAUAUCCAGUAACACACAGAGCAGCUUCUUCACAUGACGAAGGCACAGGCAAGGAUUUGCGUGAUGUUGCAGAAUAUAUUACAGACACAAGAGGGCUGUACUGCAACACUGGAGAAUGAGAAGAGGCCAAAGCCCGAGGCUGUCAAGAACAGGACAUAGGUAUACUUAGGGACAGAAGGAUCGGUCCAUUUCAGUUCUCUCAAUUUCUAAUUUUUUCCAAUCUUAAAUCCUGUUCCCCACCUUUUGCAGACAUUUGCACUUUAUUUAUUUAUUAUAAAGAACCUCACAAAUAUUCAUCAGCACUUUUACGCAAAUUUCUGAACACAAAAUGUGCGCAUUUCUAAAUGCAGUUUUGCCUGAUGUGCACUUUGCAAGCCAUUCCCCCUAAUAUAAUGCAUUGUUGUGCGUGAUUUUCACUGGUACAUUCAUUUUUAUUCAUGUUUUCCUGUUUUUGUAAACAUUGGCUGGUUGGCGAACAUGCAUAGUGAAAUUUGGGUAAGUGCGAUUUUUUUUAUGGGUAACCGUGUUUCAGUUCGCAUAUUAUUUCGGAAGGUGCAGACUUGAUAGAUUCAGUUUCAAGUGAGACCCGAAUCCAAUUUCUCCUCCAUUCCUAGCACGACUCAACUUAUGCAUCUGCAGGUUUCUGCCUGUCCCUCUCCCUGGGCUCCAAGAUUAAACAGACAUAUGGGUCUGUGCUGCAUGUCCAUAUUCUGACAUUCCCUACUAUUAAGGGAUCGGCUGGCUGUGUGUGUCCUCAAAGACUUAGUGGGGUACACCCAUCUUGCCCCUAAAUAAAAGGACUGCACUAGGGCUCAGGAGAUCUGAUCCACACUGGGGAUUCUACUGCCAGCCGACCUAGCAGCAAAAUAAUACAAAACAGAGAACAAACGAGAUGGGGUAUUGAUUUAACCUACUUUAAUGCACAAUAGUUAAGGGGAAAGGUAGGGAGAGAGGAACGGCUUCCCCACUGAUCCCCAUCUUUGAAAAUCUGUGCAAGCUUUGGCAGGGAGCUGCUGGCCCUCUUCAGGGGCCUUCUACCUCCCCGUUGGGCUGCCAACUUCCAAAACUGCUCCUGCUCUUUUGCAGUUUGAAGCAUAGCCCAAAGUACAGGAAUUAGGGUUUUUUUUGCCAUGGCUUCUUUUGCUUUUGAAAGGAGAGCGUCCCCCACUUAGAGUGGGCUGUUGUUGAAGGUGCAGGAGCAUGGGCAGUUGAAAAGCAAAAAAGAAACCCCAAUCCAAAUGAGACAGUGGCAACCUUCCACCCCACGCUUCCUGGAGACUGAUGAGAGAUAGAGAGAGCCCGUCCUUGAGGACAUGAGCUCCAGUAGCCACUCGGUCCUAGAGAACCUGUAGAUGGAGGAGGCUGGGUUGCUGGCAGCACAAGAGUUAACCCGCCAGCCUCUCCGCGUGAAUCUUGAGCUAUUAAUACCCACGCUGCUUUAUCUGUCAGAGGGAGCCGGCUGCUCUGUCAACGAGACAAGCCCUGCGGAACUGGGUCUCUUUGGCGGACCCAUAAGUUUUUAUUCCCGGGGCGAGAGAGGCUGUGUGCGCUUGGCCAGCCUGGGCUGCUCUCCCGGUCUCCUUGGCUGCGCAGCCUGAAUGAACUGUCAAGGAGGAACACUGCUCUCUCUCUCUCUCUCUCUCUCUCUCUCUCUCUCUCUCUCAUGCACACGCAUAUCUUUCCAUGCAACUUGCUGCCACCAACUCCUUCUCCUGUCCCACAGAUCCAGACUGCUGCAGCUGGCGACGUCCACGCAGAUGGUCCCUGGAAGAGAGAGCUUCUCUCGUUGCGCUGGGAUGCUUUGAAUGCCAGGUUCCGCGGUCCGUCACGGCAAUCUGGACAGCCCAGGACUGACCUCCUGUCCCUUCCAGAAGAGCGACGGCACUUUCAGAGGAACAACUGGGACGUGCAGUCAAGACUACCUUGCACCUGCUCCUGGGAGACGACGCCUGGUGAUGGUCCUGACCUGAAGGGAACAUCUCCUGUCUUGCAAAGCUCCUCACUAGAAGCCUGA